Molecule: messenger RNA, 933 nt
Organism: Cyphellophora europaea CBS 101466
Lineage: Eukaryota; Fungi; Ascomycota; Eurotiomycetes; Chaetothyriales; Cyphellophoraceae
Exons: 2
Coding region: 1-933 (310 amino acids)
Molecular function (GO): protein binding
Source: RefSeq, a predicted model, not a curated record
AUGGCUACCACGUCCGACUACGACCAGCUUGUCGACAUGGGGUUCGAUGCGGAGAAGAGCAAGUUAGCGCUACAGAAAACCGGAGGUUUGACAGAGGCCAUCGACUGGCUCGAUAAGAACGCCGACAAGUCAAUCGACGAAAUCAAGGCUGAUGAUGUUGCUGCUUCAGACGCCACCGCACAAGAAGCAGCAGCAGCAGCAGCGAAGAGCUAUGUCUGCAACGAAUGCGGUAAGAAGUUUCGCAGCACUGCCGAAGCCGAGUACCACGCAUCCAAGACCGAGCAUACCGACUUUUCCGAGUCCACUGAUGAGAUCGCCCCACUAACCGAAGAGGAACGGGUUGCCAAACUAGCACAGCUGAAGGAGAAGAUGGCGGCCAAACGAGCAGCCCAGGCGGAGCAGGACAAGAUUGAUGCGAAGCGCAAUGAGCAGAUUUCGCGCAAGAAGACCAAAGAGAGCGAGGACAUCAAGGAACAGCUGCGGGCUAAAGAGCAGAUCAAGGAGGCCGAGCAAAAACGGAAGGACAAGCAAGAUGAUAUCGACGCCAAAAAGCGCAUUCAAGCCAAGAUCGCCGCCGACAAGGAGGAACGCAGGUUAAAGGCGGAACGAGAAAAGGCUGCCCGUGCUGGCGUCGCUCCUCCGCCUCAACCUGCUGCGUCUGCGCCUGUCGCAUCUGCCCCUACAACAUCUAAGCCUGCUUCCGAGUACACCGAGACCCGGUUAAGACUGCAGACUUCUGGUGGUAACAUCAUGAAAGCUUUCCCGGUUGAGACCACUCUCUUCGAGGUAGCGACCGCCGUGGGUGAUGAGAUUGGCCGGGAUGUCGAGAGUUUCACGCAAAACUUUCCUCGCAAGGUCUUCGAUAAAGAGUACUUUGAUCAGACGCUGAAGGAGUUGAAGCUGGUGCCCAGUGCGAGUUUGAUUGUCAAGUAG